Molecule: messenger RNA, 1613 nt
Organism: Copidosoma floridanum
Lineage: Eukaryota; Metazoa; Arthropoda; Insecta; Hymenoptera; Encyrtidae
Source: RefSeq, a predicted model, not a curated record
AUGUCGCGUGCGCGAGUUUCGCGAUCGGUAUUGCUGCUGGUGCUCGUUGUAUUGGCGACGAGCUGCAGAGGAACCAGCGUCACGGAGGAGACGACGAUAACCUCGACUACGACGACGGGCAGUACGACGACGAACUCGAGCUUGGAGGAGACGGCACAAGUUGCGAAGCCGGGCUGGAAAAUCGCUCGGAGGAUCAUUGACGAUAGGCUGAGUCCACCUGCGCGGACCACGGAGUUCGCGGCGUGGAAUAAGAGAUUACCGCCUCUGGGGGAGAUUCACCAUCGUCUGAGUGGUAUUACCCCGCCUAGGGUCACAGAGGAGCUUUUUGACGAUAAUGGCACCGAGGUGGCCAAACCCAAGAAGACGAGGACCGUAGGGCCAACUGCAGGCGCAAGAGAAGGAGAAUCCGACAAGCCGGCCGGCUCUGACAACAAAAUUAAGUCCAGCCAGCAGCUGCAGGAGUCCGAUGACGAGCUGGACGUCGAGCGAGGGAAUAGCAUCGGUGGACCCGCACCCCGUUACCACGGAAACAGACCCUACGAAGACAGAUACGGUGGCAGUGGGUGGAAGAGCUCGAGUUACCUUGGCUACGGCAAGGAUAGAACCUACUAUGAUCAGAGGAACCAUUACGCAUACGACAGAUACGGCUACGCCCAACGGCCGUCAUCAAACUACGCAGCUGUAGACGGCGACAGGCAAGUUACAUUUACUCUUCAAUCUUCCUUCCUUCUGUACAUGUUUAUACACUGUACCGUUGCUUUUGUUAAGUGUUCUUCGGGUGACCGGUUCGGCGUGGGCAGUCGGCCGAGCAACUAUCAAGCUGUAGGCGGUGGCUAUGGCGCGUACAUCGGUGGCAACAGAAGGCCGGGUUACGGGGGAGUCAGCAGUAGCCUCGACGAGCCGGAAGCCGAGUAUCCCUUCGAGGGCGAACCGACUGGACCACCUGGGCACAACAUCGCCAAUCUGCAGACUCAGAAGGCAGUGGCGCUGAAGGCACUGGCCGGAGUCGCCCUGAUCGGCGCCGCCGCGGCUCUCGCCACCAACCCCGUCCUAUUGCCGAUCAGCGUCAUAUCCGGCCGUCGCCGCAGAAGAAAGCGCUCGUCGUCCGGCCCCGAAAUCGAAUCCGACAACUUUGCCCUCACCGCCCUGCUACAGGGCUACAUCAAACCGAAGGAGCCUAACGAGGUGGUCCAGGACCAACAGGACAGGAACGUCAGCGGUGCACCGCCAGUGGCCGGCCAUCAUCGCCAGGAAUUGGUGAUAAGUCCCCAGUGCGUGGCGAGGCUCGCCUGUCACGUGCACCGCGACUACCUCGACGAGCUGGACAAGAGCCGCGCCGAGCUCAUCAAGGGUAGUACAAACAACGGCACCAAUGGCACGGCCGUCGAGGGCAAUGCCACCUACGACGCAGCCUCGGACCUCGCCGGACUCGAGCACUGGUUCGACAGUCUGAUCCACAGUAACAUUCUAGUCGCCGAUUAUCUAUCCGACGAGCUAAAAUCUCUCAUUCAAUCGGCCGUCAUUGUUGGAUCGAACCGGAACGAGACUUGCGAUCAAUUUUCCUGUCUCAGUAGCACCGGGCACGACUUCCCGGACAAAAAGGACAAAUAACA